UGGGCAGGUAUCAGAGUUUCACGCUCUGUCUUCAGCUCAGUCUCCAGCAUGAGGCGACACGAAGACACACUGAUCCUUGUCCUGGUCCUGGUCCCGCAGCAGCUCUGAUCCACCUCUCAUCCUGGUCUGUGCUCCAGAGUCUGACCCUGGUGCAGCUGGACCUCCUGUCACCGUGGAUCAGCACUCACAGACUCCGCCCCCUCUCCCCCCGCGCGCACAGGUGAGACUCCGCUGCUCCUCCGGGGGCAGAGUCAUGACUCCCCGCGGGAACCCGGGACUGUGAGCGCGGGUCCCGGUCGCCUGGACGUGGACUAAGUGGAGCCGGAUUUUGUGCUCAGUCUGUUUUACCCAGCUUCAUCUUCAUCAUCUUCAUCGUCAUGUUCCAGCACAGCAGUAAAAAAUGUUUCUCCAUCGAGUCUCUGGUCGGGAAGGAGGUGAGCGCGCACAGCGGCGGAGGUGAGGAGCCCAUCCGGCCCACGGCGCUGCGCUUCCCGGACUCUCUGCACCCGGCCACCGCCGCCGCCGCCGCUGCAGCCGCCGCCGCCGCCGCCGGGAUCUUCGGCUCCUGCUUCCAGGGGAGCAGCGGCAGGACUUUGUACCCGGAGGUUCUGCUGCAGGAGCCCGGGACGCACACGCAGCAGAGCGGCGGAAGCGGCGGCGGGGGCGGCGGCGGCGCGUUACCGCUUCACCCGCUGCAGAUUCCGCCUCAGAGUUUCUUCAGCCCGCACCGCGACGCGCUCAGCUUCUACCCGUGGAUUCUGAGGAGCCGGUACCUGCAGGGACACCGGUACCAAGGUGAAGACUCCAGUCCGGAGAACCUGCUCCUGCACGGUCCGUUCUCCAGGAAACCCAAACGCAUCAGGACGGCGUUCUCUCCGUCUCAGCUGCUGCGUCUGGAGCGAGCGUUUGAUAAGAAUCACUACGUGGUCGGAGCCGAGAGGAAGCAGCUGGCCAGCGCGCUGUGUCUCACCGAGACCCAGGUGAAGGUGUGGUUCCAGAAUCGCAGGACGAAGCACAAGCGUCAGAAGUUGGAGGAGGAGUCACCGGAGGCUCAGCAGAAGAGGAAGGGCAGUCAGCACGUGAGCCGCUGGAGGGCGGCGACGCAGCAGAGCGGCGGCGAGGAAGUGGACGUCAUCAGCGAGGACUAAACCGCAGCGAGCACGCACACGCAUGCACACACGCACACGCACACGCACACACACAC
Molecule: messenger RNA, 1204 nt
Organism: Solea solea (common sole)
Lineage: Eukaryota; Metazoa; Chordata; Actinopteri; Pleuronectiformes; Soleidae
Gene: emx3
Product: empty spiracles homeobox 3
Exons: 3
Coding region: 378-1148 (256 amino acids)
Biological process (GO): central nervous system development; neuron differentiation; brain development
Molecular function (GO): DNA-binding transcription factor activity, RNA polymerase II-specific; DNA binding
Source: RefSeq, a predicted model, not a curated record